GCAAACGCUCUCCUCACGCUAACAACAGUCUGCUGAAUAUAUCUUUUACACGUUAAUUUAAAAAAAAAAAAACGCUAAAACUGGAAAGUUAACGGGUGAAGUUUUUAGCUAGCUGUCCCGGUGAAGUCUCAUCACCAGGCGGACGGGUUGAGCGCGAGUGUCUAUUUGGGGGGUGUGACAGCACUCUCCAUACAGCUGUGCCGGGCUUGUUUAUGAGUUGAACAGGUUGCUUUACGGAGCGGUAGGAAAGGAAACACACCGGCGUGUUCUUGAGACACGUACAGACACUGACCGCCCGCCUGCCGGAGGAUUUUGCUGGUCAGAACCGCUGCCUAAUUUGAGCUGACCGGUUCGAUGUUGUUGACAUUCAUCCAUCAAACAUGGCAACUUUGAGAAGUAGCGUGUGUAUGAUAUGAAUGACAAACAGGACAGGCCCUAUGAGUGCGGCGCCCCGGGCUGCUCUCAGCGCUUCCAGUUAGAGGAGCAUCUGAUCAUCCACAGACACAAGCAUGAGAUGACCCUCAAGUUCACCUCCAUCAAGACGGAUACGGCUUUUACAGACCAGACUCCGACGCCAACCCGAUUUUUGCAGAACUGUGAAGAGGUUGGUCUGUUCAAGGAAAUAGAGGAAGAGUUUCUUCAAGCACAAGAAGAGGAAAAGAGCAAACAGACGCUUUCUCAUAAUGGGCCGUCCUGUAUGAACCAGCAGCAGCUCAAACCCCAGCUUCGGCUCCAGCACCCACCCCAGCCUCAACACCCACAUCCCCAGCCACCGCUGCACCAUCCCCAGACCCAUCCCCUGCAGCAUUCCCAACCUCAUGGCCCCCUGAUGGGCCCUAGCUGCAACCUGGCUGCCCAGCAAGCUCUGUCCUCCUCCCAGUCCGGAACAGUCAUCACCCAGGCUACUUCCACCCUCACACACUCAGGGCCGGUUCCAGGGCCACUGUCCUCCCUCCUCCACAUGCGGAACAGACACAGACACCCACUGCCAGCCUCCUUACCUGGAACCCUGCCAGACCCCGCCAUGCAAGGGGCAUCUGCUCAGCACAUGCCUAUAGAGAAGCAGAUGUCAUGUGUAAUGGGUAUACCAGGUCCUGUACAUAACCCCUCCUGUUCCUCGCCUCAGAGAUCCAAACAGACGCUGGGUCAUCAUUUCCAACAGCACCACCCAGGAAUGGUCGCCGUCAACAACCCCGUGACAUCCAUGGGUCACAUGAUGGAGAUGAUGUCACAGCGUCAUCAGGCACCUCCACUACAACACCACCAUCAUCCUCCUCCUCCUCCUCCUCCUCCUCCUCAUCAUCAUCAUCAUCAUCAUCAUCCACAGCUUCCAACUCCACCCCUCACCUACCAACAGCGAUGCCAUGCUCCACCUCCGCAGCAUCUGGGAGGCACCCACAACCACGAGCUUCACCAGUCAGGGAACGCACCGCACGCUCAAGCUCACCAAUCACCGCCUUCCCAUCUGCACCAGGGCUCGCCUCCUGCACCGCCCCUGUCUGUUCCAGCACAGUUAUCACCAGUUGCACAGCAGAUGCAGCCCUCCCAGUCAUCCCACUCCCAGCAUGCAGUGCAGGCAGGUGGUAGCUGCAGCAGUGGAGGAGGAGGAGGCGGCAGCCGUCGCAGGAGGACAGCAGACCAUGACCCUGACGAGCGCAGGCAGAAGUUUCUGGAACGUAACCGCGCUGCAGCCACCCGCUGCCGACAGAAGAGGAAACUGUGGGUGUCGUCGCUGGAGAAGAAAGCGGAGGAGUUGACGCAUACAAACCUGCAGCUACAGAACGAGGUGACGUCACUGAGGUCGGAGGUGGGUCAACUGAAACAGAUUCUGCUCACCCACAAGGACUGUCCUGUCACCGCCCGGCAGAGAGAGGCACAGGGGUACCCCAGUGAGUAACCUCCCCCCACCAGCUUUUCCAGAUGUCUGACACCAAUCAUCUCCAUCCACCACUGAGGGUAUACUUCAGAUACCUUAUACCUUGUACGUGCACAUAAGGGAAGACCCAAUGGUUGCAUUUUGUCUUGUUAUGACAAACCACCCCUCAAACACACAAACUGUAUGUUACAGAGCACAACUAAACAGUACUUAAAGAGUAAAAACUCUGCUUUUACCCCCACAGUCUCCAAAUAUUGGUACAUGCACUUUUAUUCCUGUGGAGAGCCAAUCAAGGGAAAGCACUGCACUCUUAACUCUCCAUUUAAAGGAAUAUAUUUUUCAUUUUCAUACUCAUUUAAUGAACCAGACCUUGAUGGUAUUUGAAAUAUGCUGGAGUGCAAUGCAAUACUCUGGCAUUGGCUAUUUUGAAGCUAGCUUGGAACAAAAAGCAGAGCAUGCCCAUCUUGCACUCCAGGCAAGCUAAAGUUAAUGUUCAACAGUAAGUGAGCCUGUAUGUGACCUAAAAUGAAAUAUAUUGAAAAAAUACUGCACCUUGUGGCUUAAACGAAAGCAGCCAUUAUGUUGUAUGUAAGUGUUGAGCUUCAGAGAACAAAUAUGGAUGCGAUAUUGGCAUGUGUUAUAUUCUUAUAUUUCUAUUGCUGUCUUUUUACCUGUAUGUACAGUAUUCUUUUGUUAAAAUAAAAGAGAUAUUUUCCUUUAAUCUGAA
Siniperca chuatsi (mandarin fish) is the source of this 2603-nucleotide messenger RNA. Its product is annotated as cyclic AMP-responsive element-binding protein 5-like. NCBI's taxonomy places the organism in Eukaryota, Metazoa, Chordata, Actinopteri, Centrarchiformes, Sinipercidae. The record is from RefSeq and is a predicted model, not a curated record. Gene Ontology annotation, biological process: regulation of transcription by RNA polymerase II. The coding region runs from base 413 to 1897 and encodes 494 amino acids. The transcript has 10 exons. Gene Ontology annotation, molecular function: cAMP response element binding; DNA-binding transcription factor activity, RNA polymerase II-specific.